Messenger RNA from Bipolaris victoriae FI3, 2067 nucleotides. RefSeq lists its product as hypothetical. Lineage: Eukaryota; Fungi; Ascomycota; Dothideomycetes; Pleosporales; Pleosporaceae. Gene Ontology annotation, biological process: carbohydrate metabolic process. The transcript is spliced from 5 exons. The coding region runs from base 1 to 2067 and encodes 688 amino acids. The record is from RefSeq and is a predicted model, not a curated record.
AUGUCGUCCUAUUCUCGCUCGUUAUUGCGAGCAUGCUUAGUCUCCUCGCUUUCUCUGCUGCAACCAGUGUCGGCGUUUGUGGGAAGCGCAACUGUCUCAAGCACUGUUUUGGUCAUCGCUCGCGAUGCUACUUCCGCGCUUAACAGCGCCUCACUUGGUCUUCAGGGCUAUGGCAUACCCUAUGAGACCCUAGUUGUCCCUCAGGCUGGUAUUGCCAAUCUUCCCCUUCUCAAUGCCUCUGCAACAAAUGGCAACUACGGUGGUAUCGUUGUUGUUGGCGAAGUUAGCUACAACUACGACAACUCGUACCGAAGCGCCCUUACAACCGAUCAAUGGAAUCAGUUGUACGCUUACCAGACCAACUUUGGUGUGAGGAUGGUCCGCUUGGAUGUCUUUCCUACCACUGAAUUUGGUGUGGUUAGCACUGGUGGCAGCUUGGACGAUCAACCAGUCACCUUUACCAAUACAAGUGGCUUCCCUUCGGCCAAUCUCAAGACGGGUGUGCCGAUAAGCAUUGCUAGCAUCUACCAUACUCCGGCCACAAUCACAAACUCUUCGAUUGCGUGGGAGUUUGCUAGCUUUUCCAAUGCUGGAACUGCUGCAGUCAUCAACCAGAUUGGUGCACGCCAGCAGAUGGCAUGGUUUCUUCCGUUUGCGCUAGACUGGGCGCCAUCCAGCAACAUUCUGCAGCACGCGUGGAUCACUUGGAUGACCAGAGGCCUCUUCCUUGGUUUCAGGCGAAUCUAUCUCAGUACGCAAGUUGACGACAUGUUCCUGGAGACGGGCUUGUACCGUCCAGCAGGCCAAAACUACCGCUGCACGCCACAGGAUCUUACGACCCACGUGACAUGGCAGGCUGCUCUUAACGCAAGGCUGCCGGCGGGAUCUGAGUUCUUCAUUGAGAUCGGCCACAACGGCAACGGUGACAUUGAAGCAUCUGCAUACACGGAUCUAGGCCAGACACGCUGCAACCCUCCCCAGGCUAUUGAAUAUUCUGAUCAGCCUGACGGCAGCCCAGAAUACUCCAAACCCCCUGGCACCGGUGUAAACAUCUGGCCUACGACACCCACUUCAUACACCUGGAGUCUUCAAUGUGCCCAGAUUGAUCCGCUUGAGAACUGGUUUGCAGUGACAUCAAACCGCGACGCUUUUGCCCAUAUCUCUCACACAUUCUCACACAUGGACUUGACCAAUGCCACCUAUGCGGACACAUCAAAGGAAAUUUCCUUCAACAGGGCCUGGCUGAAGCAAGUCGGACUCGACGCUGCUAAGCGAUGGAGCACCAAGGGUCUCAUUCCACCAGCCAUCACUGGUCUGUUCAAUGCAGACGCCAUCAAGGCAUGGAUGGACAACGGUAUCACCAAUGUGGUUGGAGACAAUACCCGACCACGUCUCCGCAACACGCAGAGCUCGUUCUGGCCAUUGGCCACAACGACGUCGUUCAAUGGGUAUGCUGGUCUGAACAUUAUGCCACGUUGGGCCACUCUGAUCUACUACAACUGCGAUCUCCCAGCCUGCACUACCCAGGAAUGGAUUGAUACAUCAGCUGGCGCCGGCACCUUUGACGAUCUAUUGGCCAACGCCCGGGAUACGGCGAUACGCAAUCUUUUCGGGCUUCACUGGGAUCCGUACAUGUUCCACCAGGCUAACAUGCGGGUUGCGGACGUGCCAGCGACUACUAUUAAUGGCAAGUCUGGCCAAUACUCGCUACUCAUGUCGUGGCUCGAGGUUGUGACCACUGAGAUGACGCGCCUGACGACCUGGCCCAUGAAGACGCUUAAGCAUGACGAUAUUGCGCAGCAAUUCCUCAACCGACAGACGCGCGAUCUCUGCAGGCCUAGCAUGACCUGGAAGACGUCGACCAAUGGUGCCAGCAUCGAGUCUGUGAGCGUGUUCACGGCAGGCGGAAACAGCUGCGGUGCAACUAUUCCAGUGACGGUGCCAGGGUCAGUAGCAGACUCGACUGGCGCGACCAGGGAGCAGCUAGGCAGCGAUCCCUUGACGCUGUGGGUGUCUAUGAGUGGUGCGAGCAGGACAUACAGGCUCUCGUCGGCAUUGCCUCUCUAG